UUUAUCACGUUAACCUACCACCUGAAGAAAAUAUAAUUAAAUUUUAGAUUUUUAUAUAUGUGUGUAUAUCUAAAAUACAUACACACAUACAAAUAAGGACUCACUCAACUCAGAAAAAUAUUAUGCUCCCAGUUAUAGUUUAUUACAGCACUGAAUUUCUGUAAUCCCCCAGGUCUUGGCUUCCUGGGAUGAAUAGUUCCAAUGAAGGAAGGAACUGAAGGUACCAAGAUCAGCAUUACAUCCUUCACCAGAGACUCUGUACUGGAGCUUCAGGGAAGAGGCCAGAAUCAACAAUAGAGCAGAUAUUAGAGUUGCUGGCUGUUCCUAAGGGCUCCAGAAAAUGUCCAAGUCCCAAGGCUCACUGUCAUUCAAAGAUGUGGCUGUGGUUUUCACCUGGGAGGAGUGGCAGCUACUGGACCGUGUUCAGAAGAACCUGUAUCAAGAUGUGAUGUUGGAAAAUUAUAUCAACUUAAUAUCAGUAGGGUAUCAAGUUACCAAAGCAGAUGCAUUCUACCGGUUGGAACAAGAAACACCAUGGAUAAUAGAGGAAGAAAGCCAGAGUCACAUUCAUCCAGAAGACACCUGGCAAGUUGAUAAUCAUAGAGACUGGCACAAAGGAAACCAUGGCAACCUGGAAACUAUGGAGAGUUACCACAAAGAUAAUGCAUUUGGAAAAAUAUCUUCUCUGAGCUUAAACCUUGAUAUCUCCUUAGCACAAAGAUCUCAUACACUUGACAUACUUGGGAAACAUUUGAAACCUAAUCUAGAGUGUAUUACUCAGAAUAAAAGGUAUGCAAGAAAUGAAGUUGAAUUUAAUCAAUAUGACAAAUUAUUUCUUUACACUAAGCAUGAGAAAAUUCAUACUGGACAAAAAUACAAUGAACAUAAUGAACAUAUGAAAGUUUUGAGCCAUAAGUCACAGCUUAUUAAAUAUUGGAAAACUCAAACAGCAGAGAAACACUAUAACUGCAGUGACUGUAGGAAAGCCUUUUCUCAGAAGUCGGACCUCAUUAAGCAUCAGAGAACACACACAGGAGAGAAACCCUUUGGAUGCAGUAGAUGUCAGAAAGCCUUCAGGCGGAAGUCCCAUCUCAUUUUACACCAGAGAACCCAUACAGGAGAGAAACCCUAUGAGUGCAACAAAUGCGGGAAAGCCUUUACUGAUAAGUCAUGCCUUAAUAAACAUCAGAGAACUCACACAAGAGAGAAACGGUUUGAGUGUCGUGUAUGUCAGAAAGGCUUCAGCGAUAAGUCACAACUCACUUUACAUCAAAGAACUCACACAGAAGAGAAACCCUACAGAUGUGAAGAAUGUCAGAAAAGCUUCAGCAAUAAGUCACAGCUCAUUAUUCAUCAGAGAUCUCACACAGGAGAGAAACCCUAUGGUUGCAAUGAGUGUGGGAAAACAUUUCCCCUUAAGUUUAGCCUCAUUUUACAUCAAAAAACACAUACAGGGGAAAAACCUUAUGGAUGCAGUGAAUGUGGGAAAGCCUUCAUCCAGAGAUCUGAGCUCAUUAGACAUCAGAGAACUCACACAGGAGAGAAACCGUAUAAUUGCAGUGACUGUGGAAAAGGCUUUAGUGUAAAGUCACUCCUCAAUACUCACUUGAGAACUCACACAGGAGAGAAGCCCUACGGAUGCAGUGAAUGUGGAAAAACAUUCUCCAUCAAAUUUAGUCUCAUCCUACACCAAAGAACUCAUACAGGUGAGAAACCCUAUGAAUGCAGUCAGUGUCAGAAAGCUUUCACCCAAAAGUCACAUCUCACUAUUCAUCAGAGGUCUCACACCGGAGAGAAACCUUUUGAGUGCAGUGAAUGCCACAAAGCCUUCAGCCGGAAGUCAUAUCUCCUUAUUCAUCAGAGAAUUCACUCGGGAGAGAAACCUUAUGAAUGCCACGAAUGUGGGAAAGCUUUCUGUCACAAGUUUAGCCUCCUCAUUCAUAAGAGAAUCCAUACAGGAGAGAAACCUUAUGGAUGCAGUGAAUGUGGGAAAACUUUCCCUAUCAAGUUUAGCCUUGUUUUACAUCAGAAAACACAUACAGGAGAAAAACCCCAUGAAUGCAGUGAAUGUCAGAAAUCUUUUGCCCAGAGGUCACAUCUUAUUAUACAUCAAAGAACUCACACGGGUGAGAAACCUUAUGGAUGCAGUGAGUGUUGGAAAACUUUCUCCCACAAGUUCAGCCUCAUUUUACAUCAGAAAACUCAUAGAGAGAAAUUGUGAAGAAAGUAGAUAUCCAAAAGUUGUCAUUGAAAGGAAAUAGCUCCUUACACUCCAGAGUUUACAUAGGACUGAAACCUUAAGACUGCAGAAGAUGUGGACCUGUUUUCUUUUCAGAAUCACAACUUAUUACUUAUCACAGAGUGGUACUGCAUAGAAUGCUAGACAGGAGGAAAUACCUUUCCCAAUGAAUGUCAAUUGGAUGUAGCCCAGAGAGAAUAAAUAGGAACUUCUGCGUAUGUUUUAAUUUUGGGGAUGUUGUUGGUAUGAAAUUCAGCUACAUUGGUAUCAGAGAAUUGAUAUUCAGGGGAAAAGUCUAUAAAGAAUCUUGGAAUCAUGCUUUCAUGGGUAUCAUUUUAUGAGGGAAUUCAUUUUCUGUAACUGUGACAUAAUAAACAGCACUAUAGAAUGUAUUAAAUAUGUAAAUAAAUACAGUAUCAGAAAACAAAGCAAAAGUUAUAUCAGAACCUUGUGAGAAUAUGUAAGUGUUUUGUACCUAUUUUUAUUAUGAUUGUUUGUAUUUGGAAAUUGCGUGUGUUAGCAUAACAGUUGUGACUCCCUAGUCCAUGUGCUUAAAUGUCAUAAAACUUUACCAUAGAAUAUCUGCACUGAGUCUUUGUAUCAUUACAAUGCUACAUAAAUUGUAACUGAACUACAUGGUUCAUUAUUUUAGUUAAAAAUCUUAAGGGCUUCCCUGGUGGCGCAGUGGUUAAGAAUCCACCUGCCAAUGCAAGGGACACGGGUUCGAUCCCUGGUUCGGGAAGAUCCCACAUGCCGCGGAGCAACUAAGCCCGUGUGCCACAACUACUGAGCCUGAGCUCUAGAGCCCACAAGCCACAACUACUGAGCCCAUGUGCCACAACUACUGAAGCCUGCGCACCUAGAACCCAUGCUCCGCAACAAGAGAAGCCACUGUAAUGAGAAGCCUGAGCACCUCAUUGAAGAGUAGCCCCCGCUCGCCCCAACUAGAGAAAGCCUGCACGCAGCAACGAAGACCCAACUCAGCCAAAAAAAAAAAAAAAAUCUUAAUACUGAAUAUCUCACCACCUCUACCACGCCCCACUGUAUGCUGGUAUUAGUAAGUGGGCCUGGAAAUUUUUGAAUCUCUCUUGAGUGAAACUUUUUUUCAUCGAUUCUAAGAUGGAAUAUUUUCCUCACGUAUUAAUAACUCUGAAGUUAAAAUACAGCAUACAGUUGAUGGCUUGACAUAUUUAAAUGGAGAACUUGGUACAUAAAAUAGUAGUGUAUCAUACAACCAAAGUUAUCUUAGAUUGGAUGAAAUACAGUAGAAGUCAUCAUCUUUAUAAUUUUCUUUCUUCUAAAUCAGCCACCUAUUUAGGGUUUGAAGAUGAUGACUGUUCACAGGUUUUAUACCCCCUUUGAGUUCUAAACAGUUUGAGAGAGAGUCCCCGAUAUCAGAAGAUAAAAUUAAAUAUUAGCCUGAGUCCUGGUAUUGCUUGAUUCGAUAAUGUGUUUUGUUCCUAUGGUCAA
Molecule: messenger RNA, 3709 nt
Organism: Balaenoptera acutorostrata (minke whale)
Lineage: Eukaryota; Metazoa; Chordata; Mammalia; Artiodactyla; Balaenopteridae
Product: zinc finger protein 84-like
Exons: 4
Coding region: 341-2221 (626 amino acids)
Biological process (GO): negative regulation of transcription by RNA polymerase II
Molecular function (GO): DNA-binding transcription repressor activity, RNA polymerase II-specific; RNA polymerase II cis-regulatory region sequence-specific DNA binding
Source: RefSeq, a predicted model, not a curated record